Molecule: messenger RNA, 2993 nt
Organism: Seminavis robusta
Lineage: Eukaryota; Bacillariophyta; Bacillariophyceae; Naviculales; Naviculaceae
Source: the annotation of a GenBank genome assembly
UGACGGCUCCAAAGCAAGCCGGCUGGCUCCAGAACACCCGUUGCAAAUAGGGAUGUGGUUUUGACGGUUCCGCCUUUGUCCUCGUCCUCACGGCUUCCUGUUGACAUUCAUCCAUUAUCAGUACCAUCACACUGGUGGUCUACAGUAGCGGCCUGCUAACCAUGGUAGUAGUGCGUAUGAAGAAAGCAUUGGGAGUAUCUCUCUGUCUGCUGGUUGCAUUCAGUUGUGCAGGAGGAGGGACUCUGGCAUCUACCGAUUCCAUCGAGGGCGAACGAAAAACGGGGACAAGCGACAACCGCAACAAUGACGCCCAUCAGGACGCUCGCCGUCUUCUCCAAGAUCCACCACAAGUAGAAGGUCAAGGGCAAAUUUUCGUGUUUUCCUCACAAAACAAUGGUGAAAACGAAGUAUCUGCAGUGACACGAGCACGAACUCGCAAACAAAAGGCGGUUCUAGAAGAGGAGGUCUUUUCCGGUUCGGUCCACUACAUUUCCAAUGCCACAGACGAGCAACACCAGUUCUUGGUCCACCAUGGCUGUGUCAAUGGAGGAUCAGCAUCACGCUACGAGUUUCUUAUGCAGAGCAAGGCUGAGCACUUGGCAGUGGAAUUGUGGAAAUGGUGUGCACUGUACCAACACGGUGGCAUCGUUUUGGAUAGUGACACUACUAUUUUGAAUGGACAUGCCUUGAAGAGACUGAUUCUAUCGGAGGACAACAAUGCUGGCAUCGUAGUCGUCAAUUCACAGUCAGCCAACAUUGUCAUGUUACGACAUGCCCAGUUGCCAGUGGCCGCCAAAAUGGCCCAACUCCUUGUGGAAACGGGCUUGGACCAUCUCAUUUCCAAUCCAAACAUUGUGCCUCAAGCACUCUACAACUUUACUGCAGUCGAACCCAAGAAUUGGCACAUCUUGCAUCAGUCAUGUUCCUGUACUGACGACCACCGAUCUGGUUUGUGCUGUGUUGCCUAUGCGGGCGACAGUGCCAAGGAAAUAGUAGCUGUUUUAGGCGCUCACGCCAAGCAUAUGACAACAACUAAAACAGAUUUGCCAUUACUAGAGACGGAAAAGACCUUCCAGGCCAAAGUCACUCCAAUGGAUGGAACAAGACCAUCCUUCUCUGUUUCUACUUUUUCAGCAGCAAGCAACAAGAAGACAUUCUACCAAAUUCUCGAGGAAGCCAACUGCAUGCCGUCAAAUGCCUGCCACAAGUGCCUUGCAGACAAGAAGCACGGAGCAACCUGUGAAACUUGUAGAGAAGAGUGCCCGUGCUUUUGUAAGGAACUGUGUCGUCAUCAAAAAGAAACCAGACACAAUGCCGACAACAAUAAUGCCUUCAUUGUCAAUCCUCCACUCCAACGAAAGGAUCCCUCUCGGUUGAUUCCACGAAUUGUUCAUCAAACUUGGUUUGAAGAUAUCACCAAUACCAAUGUUCAGAAAUAUCCACACCUGAGUCGAUUCGUCAAUUCCUACCAGACUUCUGGGUGGGAAUACAAGUUUUACACUGAUGACGUUGCUGGGGAAUUUCUAUCAGCUCAUUUUCCACCGCAAGUACGACAAGCCUAUGAUCUACUCAUUCCUGGCGCCUUCAAGGCUGAUCUGUUUCGAUAUUGUGUCCUGCUCAUUGAAGGAGGUGUCUAUGCCGACGUGGAUACUCUAAUGGGGCCCUCUCUUGAUGAUGCCAUUCCCAGCCAUGUUGGAUUCCUCGUUGGAUUGGACGAGCCGGGCAAACGCAUUGGAACUCGCAUGUGUCUCUGGAAUGGAUUUCUCGCUUCGGCUCCUGGGCACCCCUUUCUGGCGGCCGUCAUUGAAACAGUUGUCAACAAUAUCCACCAACGAUUUACAUCUCUUGACGUGGCUCAAAUGCAUUGUCCAUCGCCAGAGCUAUCCACGAUCACAUCCUAUAGUCCACUAUUUGUGGCAGGACCUUGCAUUCUUGGAUCUACGAUCAAUCACGUUCUGGGGCGCUACCGGCAAACACCUUUUGAAUCGGGAGAAUUGGUAGGAGUCCAACCACCAGUAGAUCCAACCAAUACUGUAAAGAAGCAGAACGUGACAAUCCCUGGACGAACCCUUCUGCUGUCACAGAACAAGAUGGAUAUGGGAGCUCAUCGAUUCACAUUGGAAGAGCUGAAUUUGAUUGUCCUCUCCACUGAUUUUCCCGAUUCGGAUGAUCGUGAAAAGCUGGACGAUUAUGAGCACUAUAGCGAGACUCGCAUCAAGUUUACAACCUAUGGAGUUGAUGGGGUGUACAAGAAUAAUCAGAGAAACAUGAGUGCUUUGAUUAAGUUGACAGUUGGGCCAGCAAAAUGAUGACAACAUCAGCGAUGCCGUGCUCACCGUACUGCAGGUGCAGGGUAAGCUUGUAGAUUAGUCUACGCUCAAAAAGCAUGACAGAAAGGUCUUUGUCUAGAGACAUGAUUGUGGCAAUCUAUUUGGCUGGAUCCCUUAGCUACCAGUAGCUAGAGCGCAAUCCCUGGUUAGAGCAUCUUUCGACGACAAAGAUACGAAUAAUCGAAUCACUGGGAUGGAAGCUGUCAUCGGAUUCUUUCUCGUUUUGCCGAAACUGCGCAUCGUCAUUUGCCGUGGAGGAGAAUGAUGUUUGUACAUGUUUGUGCCACGAAGGAAACUGAAUCAGAUCACAGCACCGUUGGCCAAUGCUGCGUUCUGAACUGUUAUUUGCUCGACGUACACGUACAGCCCGAGCGAUUACCGCAGCAUUGCUUCGUGCGUGACGAUUGAUUAGAUGACACAGGAGUUCGACCUUUGAGAUCCCACAUCUUAGUCCUUGUCUUCGAUUUCCUUCCUUUCCGAGCUCUCCGUCUUCAACUUCGCUCCCAUUAAUCUUUACCCUAGUUUGUAUCUCCAGAGGGUACGCACAAUUGUUUUAGUCUUUCUUACGAAGCUUUAAUCGGAUACACUCUAAGGGUGUUCCAAGGACGACGAUCGACUUCUCAAGAAAAACCAGGAAACCUGCGUCCUUCUUGAUCGGCGCCG